Centropristis striata (black sea bass) is the source of this 972-nucleotide messenger RNA. RefSeq lists its product as uncharacterized. Lineage: Eukaryota; Metazoa; Chordata; Actinopteri; Perciformes; Serranidae. Bases 1 to 972 code for a protein of 323 amino acids. The transcript has 8 exons. The record is from RefSeq and is a predicted model, not a curated record.
AUGUCUAAUGAGACGUCACCAAGUGGUACCUGUGAAUUCAACGUGACACUUGGAAGAUGUCUCUGCCACUGUCAAGAGUUUGUUUUUGGAGAUGUCUGCUCUCUUGGAAUGAAUGACACAACAGCUCAUGUUGAUACUGGAGCAUUACCAACCCGAAAGUCUAAUUUCACUCUGGAAAUCAGUGUCACUUUUCAGCCAGCUUUUAAUAACCUGAGCUCACCUCAAUCAUUAGAAUUCAUCAAGACAUUAGAAAAACAGCUUGAAGCCCUUUGCAGAGAAGCAGAUCCACAAUCGUUUAAAGAAGUACAAGUCAUCAAGUUAUCAGAAGGAAGUGUUGUUGCGGAGAGCGUGGCAGUGUACAACUAUCUGAACAAUGAAACUCAAAUCGACUUUGUCAACAAUCAGCUUGAAGGGGUGCUGACUAAUAUCUUGAAUGAUACAAAAAACCUCAAAAACAUUUCUAAGGCCUUUAAUAAUUCAGCUGUGGAGUUGAAUGGAGUCACUUUCCAGUCACCUAAUGUCACAAAUAUCACAGAUCUGGAGCCUUUCAUAAACUGCUCUAGGUUUGCUAAUUACACAACAGAGAUUGUUAACGGUCAAUGGCAGUGUGCUGGACCGUGCAAAACAAACCCUGAUUACUGUCAACAUGGACAAUGUUUCAAUGACAUUAACAAAGGACCAAUUUGUAUGCACCAGUACCACUCAGGUGCCAUUAACAAGCCAGGAAACAUCUGCAACUAUGUUGUCUUCAACAAUGGAAACACCAUCUACAUCUGCUACAACUGUGACACCCUCGAGAAGGGAAACUACCGUGACAGGCACCAGCACAACUCAGCUGCCAUUAACAAGCCAGGAAACAACUACAACAAUGUUGUCUUCAUCAACAGAGACACCAUCUACAUCUGCUACAACUGUGACACCGAAAGCAACAAAUCCAUUAACAGCCUCAACUUCAUUUCUCACCACAAAUGA